This is a messenger RNA of Plasmopara halstedii, 639 nucleotides long. RefSeq lists its product as uncharacterized. The coding region runs from base 1 to 639 and encodes 212 amino acids. The transcript has 2 exons. The record is from RefSeq and is a predicted model, not a curated record. Lineage: Eukaryota; Oomycota; Peronosporomycetes; Peronosporales; Peronosporaceae.
AUGGUAUUGGAUUCCACGUACAAGGAUUUGGUGUUUGGUCAAUGGAUAGUCAAAGGAUUCAGCCCAGAAAAUAUUCUCGACAUUUUUUAUUUUGCACACAAGCCUGUGGUCAUUAAAGUUACGGAUCAACUAUUUUUGGCUGAAAGCCAAUUGCGCCACAAUGAUUUUUUGAAAGCACUUCGCAAAUACGUAUCGGAAGAAGAUUUGGAUAAAAUGAUUCCAUCACAAGAGUUUAAAAAGGCUUUUUUGGAACAAGUUGAUGGCGUGCGUGACGACUUUUUUAGAAUACUGCGGUCUUGGCGAAUGAAUUAUGCUUUACGCAAAAACAUUCGCCCAGAUAAGUUGUUUUCCAGAAUGAACAAAGAGUCGCUUGUUUUAGAAAAUCCAGACAGCCCUAAGCUGUUGUGGAUGCUCGAUUACGUCGUUCGGCAUAGGAAACAGUCUACAUAUACCGACAUCGAUCUGUUCGUAUUCUUGAUUUCCAAACUCUCGUUUGAAUCGCUGAUGAAGGUGUUGAGAUUUCAAUGGAAAUACCCGCGGAUAAAAAAGCUAGCAGACGAUGUGCUGAACUCCAUGUUUUUUUCCACAACCAUGCUUACGGUUUUGGCGAAAUCUGGAGUCAAAUCUGAAGAAUACUAG